Schistosoma guineensis is the source of this 1559-nucleotide messenger RNA. NCBI's taxonomy places the organism in Eukaryota, Metazoa, Platyhelminthes, Trematoda, Strigeidida, Schistosomatidae. The record is from the annotation of a GenBank genome assembly.
GUUGUAUUCGAGGGAGUACAUUCACAAGAUUUGUUUAGAUAUGCUUACGUCUGUGUUGUGUAUCGCUUCAUUGGUAACUCUUCUCGAAGCUCAUAUUUCAAUAAAUAAAGAAAGAUUUGAACCAUUGUCAGAUGACAUCAUCUCGUAUAUCAAUCAACAUUGAUGUAUGUUCUAACUGUGUAUGAUCGGUUGGAUUAGAACAGAUCUACUACCUUAUAGUGUAAGUAGCUUGUGUACGGAGCGAGAUUUGAUUGAGGAGAAUGUGCAAUCAAUCAGAUGAUUCCUCCUCUUUACAACUAGAAUUCAUCUAUAAGUUAUUUAAAAUGACAGGUUACAUUGUUUCGUACGCCAUCGGCCUAAUACUGAUUUCAUUUCAUAUAUCUAAGUUCAAUACAACAACUGACAGUUGAAAAAGGAACAAAUCUAAAUCUUCAUAUUCGAAUUCCAUUUUUAGUUCAACAUUGUCAGAAUUGUUUCUCAUUCAAUCAUGAUUUCAACUUUUUCAUUCUUCAGCCAAAUGCUGAAUGGAAAGCUGAGAAAAGCAAACGUUUCCACUCACUGGAUGACGCACGUAUUCUGAUGGGUGCAAGAAGAGAGGAACCAGAAUUAAGAAAGAAGAGACGUCCCACAGUUGACCAUAAUGAUUGGAAUGUAGAAAUUCCAUCAAGUUUCGAUUCAAGGAAGAAAUGGCCUCGUUGUAAAAGUAUAGCGACCAUUCGUGAUCAAUCACGAUGUGGAUCAUGUUGGGCUUUCGGUGCUGUCGAAGCCAUGAGUGAUCGAACCUGCAUACAAUCACGUGGCAGACAAUCUGUGGAACUAAGUGCUGUGGAUCUAGUGAGCUGUUGCGAAGGUUGUGGAUUUGGUUGUGAUGGUGGAUUCCUUGGUCCUGCUUGGGAUUAUUGGGUAGAGGAAGGUAUUGUUACUGGAAGUUCGAAAGAGAAUCACACAGGCUGUCAACCAUAUCCAUUCCCAAAAUGUGAGCAUCAUACCAAAGGGAAGUAUCCUGCAUGUGGCAAAAAAAUCUACAAAACUCCUCGCUGUAAACAGACAUGUCAGAAAAGUUACAAAAUCCCAUACGCCCAAGACAAGCAUCGAGGCAAAUCAUCCUACAAUGUUGCUGCUUAUGAAAUGUCUAUUCAAAAGGAAAUCAUGAAGUAUGGACCAGUAGAAGCAUCCUUCACAGUUUACGAAGAUUUUCUAAAUUACAAAUCUGGGAUCUAUGAACAUAUUACUGGAGAACCAGUUGGUGGACAUGCCAUACGUAUAAUUGGAUGGGGUAUGGAAGAAAACACUCCUUAUUGGUUGAUAGCGAAUUCGUGGAAUGAAGAUUGGGGUGAAAAUGGAUAUUUCAGAAUACUACGUGGUCAUAAUGAAUGUGGCAUCGAAUCCGAGGUAACAGCUGGUCGGAUUAAGUAAUUACACUAUCUUUAAACAUUAUCAUAAAAUGUUACUUAGAGUGAAGUCAUUACAAAUGUAUACUGAAUACUUCUGAGAAACGUUCCAUAUUCAUAUUAUCUUUUCAUUCAUUUUAUAUUAUAAAUAAACCGUUGCGAACUCUA